AUGCCGACGAACGCGGCGCCAUUUGCGGCGGCGAACGCGGCGUCUUCCUCGGACGUAACACCGCAGAUUUUGGCCUUGGGACGAACGGAGGUGGCUGACGUGGCAGGCGUAGCUGACGUGGUUUGUUCCGAAACCGCCUUCGCUGCUAUAGACAUCGAAAGGUUGCCACGUGGCAUUCUACGAUUGACAGGCCCAUCUUUGCGCGCACGCUGGGUGGAUGAAAGGCAGGUCACAGCCUACAUUGAGGGCCCUCCUUCUAAUGUUGACCUCCUUAUUAGCCUCUUCGCUAUAGUCCCAGCAUCCGACCCACAGCCCACUUUCCCCCCUCUUCCACCCACUGCUGCUGCUGCUGUGAACAUGCCUGCUCCUCUUACUCCUGCUACUUUCUCUCCUCCUCGUACUCCCACUCCUCUCGCUCCUCUUGCUGCUCUGAAGGUAUCAGCAGCAGCAACUGCCCCGCCGUGCCCCACGUCCCCUCGUCUCCCCCCUCUCCACCCUCCCCACCACUCCCCUCGCCCCAACCUUCUCCUCAACGGCGAUUUCUCCCACCGCACUGCCAGCUGGCGGCCCAUGGGUGGCUGCGAGAUGCUGACGUGGCACGCGCCGUGCCCGUGGGGCUCUGUGAUUGGUGCACCGGUGGAGCCGUCCUCCCUGCCCGCCUCUCAUCCCUGCACCGUGUUUGAGCGGCGGCAGAUGCAGCUGCACGCACAGUGGCAGCAGCAGCAGCAGCAGCAGCAGAAACGGCAGCAGCAGCAGCAGCAGCAGCAGCAGAAAUGGCAGCAGGAGCAACACAAUUAUCCUGCGCAACAUGAUCUCAUGUCGUCAUAUGAUGGCCUGCCAUCAAGGCAUCCGCUUAUGCCUCUGCUCCAACCUGCAUCCUCGGUUCCCCUUGCUGGACGACCCACAUGUGCCUACGUGGAAGUGACAGGUAGGACUGCCACGUGGCAUGGGCCAGCUCAGGACAUCGCAGCAGCCAAUCAGAGUCCUGAAAGCAGCACUGCCUGGGCUGAUGACAGCGCUGACGGGGUGGAUGGGGAGUGGGCGAAUGCCGGGUCGGUGGAAGCUUCCGGGAAGGAGUGGGUGCGGUGCUGGGGGUCGUUUCGCCUGGAGAAGCCGUACGGGCGAGCAGUGCUGUACGUGCAGGGCCCGCCGCCAAGUGUCAGCAUCCUAUUGGCCGACGUGCGCGUGGUGCCUGUGGACUGGCGGGAGAGGGUGCCGUGGCUGCGAGAGCAAGCAGACAGGGGUGUGACUUGUGCUCCCAUGCCUCCACUCCACCCCUCCCACAACCCCUCCGCCCAACCACACCCCUUCUCCCUGCUCCACACUCCCUCACGUUUUUUUCUCUACACCUUCUCGCUCUUUGAUGUGCCCUCAUGUCCUCCCGCGCUGCUCCUCUCCCCCUGCCCCUCUCCCCCUGCCCCUCUCCCCUGCCCCUCUCCCCCUGCCCCUCUCCCCUGCCCUUCCCCCCCUGCCACCACACCCCCUCUCCUUCCCCCACCACACUCCCUUCCCCCCUGCCACCACGCCCUCUCUCCCCUUCCCACCACAACCCUUUACCCGUACCCACUCACUACCCUUCCCCACCCUCCCACAUCCCUCUUCAUCUCAUCAGCUGCGAAAGGGAUCCCUCCGGCUCCGCCUCCUCUUUGCCACCGGUACCCCCUCCCACAUAUCCUCUUCUUCCCUCUCCCACCCACCACACCUCCUUUUCCCUCACCCCCUAUCCCCCCCAUCAGCUUCGCAAGGGUUCGCUUCGUCUCCGCCUCCUCUCUGCCACCGGCCAGCCAAUCCCGAGUGCCCACGUGUCAGCCAAUCAGACGCGCCGCGCCUUCCCUCUGGGCACCUGCGUGA
Molecule: messenger RNA, 1851 nt
Organism: Closterium sp. Yama58-4
Lineage: Eukaryota; Viridiplantae; Streptophyta; Zygnematophyceae; Desmidiales; Closteriaceae
Source: the annotation of a GenBank genome assembly